AAGAGAGUGAGACGCUCGCGCUGCGUAACGGAGCCGGUGAGGAUGGCACGCGCACACUGACUGUCGGCAGGUUCAUGGAGUGCUUUUAAAGACAUUGUGUGCGUUUUCUGAAAACUGGAGCCCUUCAGCUGGAGCCCAAUUCCAGGCGCAACAACAAGAACCACAAAAAGUGUUUGAUGAUGAAAAGGAGAGCAACCAUGAGAACUGAAAUCAUCUCUUGUGUCUUUUAAACAGUGGUGAUCAUCGAGCUGUAAGGAUGGCUAAAACCUUCUACAGACUGCAGCGCUUUUUGAGACAGGCCCAGCUGCUGUUCCUGUUCCUGGGCGUGGCUUACAUCAUGGCAGGAAGUGUGCUGCUGCUCCAGCAUUCCAACGUGGCCUCGUUUCAAAAAGGAACAUAUCCGCCCUCGUCGUUACCCUCUGUACCGCUGUCCCCUAGAUCCCUGGAGGCGCCGAGUGUCAGCCGGCACCACAGGAGACCUGGAGCCACAGCCAUUCAGGAUGUGGAAAAUAAUCCGGAUCUGUCGGGGAGUAGAGCGGACCGCGAGCGCUUCGUAUCCCGGAACUUGAAGAUCAGGCAUCUAAGGAGACACUGGAUUCAAGGUCGGGGAACGGACCAAGAGAACUCGACCGAACGCAAUCCAUCAAACAAGGACACCAGACAUCAAGGAACAUACAUCGGGUGCUUCAUAAAUGACGACAAACAACGUGCGCUUGGAGGAACCGUGCUUUACGACUUCAGAAAAAUGACCAGCUCCUUGUGCCAAGACACCUGCUGGGAGAGUGGCUACCGGUUUGCGGGGCUGGAAUACGGGUCAGAGUGUCACUGUGGGAACCGGAUCAGCGCCCCUCAGGCCCGGAGUGAGGACUGCAACCUGAACUGCAGGGCUGAGAGAGACUCCCUGUGUGGAGGCGUGGCCAGGCUGUCAAUCUACAAAGUAGAGGCGGGGCUUCCUGGCGGCCACAGGAGAUACAGAAAUGUCCACCAUCACGGCUGCUUCCACAUCCCGAAGAACAUCAGCGCUGGUUUCCAGCUCCAUGCUGGCGAGCAGAACAUGACUUCACAGCUGUGCGUGGAGACGUGCACUGAUCAGGAGCUGCCACUGGCUGUACUGAGGGGGCGGGACUGUCUCUGUGGCCACACCUCCACUUUUCUCUUAAUGAGGAAGAAUGUUAAUGGGCAGCUGUGUGGGCGGAGCAAAGCUACAAACCACACCUCCGCAGCAGACUACAUACAGGUGUACAGCACACCAGUGCUAGAGUCUCGGUGUAGGGAGAGGACGUUUCUGCCCGAGAGCUCGUCCUCCCUCACCGCGUUAUCCAGUUUCCCUGGAGCGGGUAACACUUGGCUUCGGCAUCUCAUCGAGCUUGCGACGGGUUACUACACAGGCAGCUACUACUUUGAUGACUCUUUGUACAAUAAAGGCUUUAAGGGAGAGAAGGAUUACUGGCGAAGUGGCAGGACCAUCUGUGUAAAGACGCAUGAAAGCGGGCAGAGGGAAAUCAAGAAGUUCGAUUCUGCUAUCUUGUUAAUUCGGAACCCGUACCACUGUCUCGUGGCGGAGUUCAAUCGCAAGAAUGCUGGGCACCUGGGCUAUGCAGCAGACACACUCUGGAAGAGUAACGAGUGGCCCGAGUUUGUGGAGACAUACUCCUCAUGGUGGGCAUCUCACGCUCUGGCCUGGCUACAGUUCUCCAGACGUUUGCUGGUGGUGCAUUAUGAGCAGCUUCUCAAAGACCUUAUCCAUCAGCUCCGGCUCAUCACGGAAUUCCUAAAUGUCAGCGUUCCUGAGAAACGUCUCUUUUGUGCCGAGAGAAACCGAGACGGCCAUUUCAAACGAGCAGGAUCUCAACGUCUCACUUUCGACCCGUUCACAGAGGACAUGAGGACUCGUAUAGAUGGCUACGUACGUGAGGUGGACCGUGCUCUCAGGGACAAAAAUCUGAGUGGCCUGCCUCAGGAGUACACACUCCGAUGAUGAACGCUAGAGUGGUGGAGUUCUUUCCACAGGACAGAAUGGGGGGAAACAUUAACCAGAAAAGUGCCUGGGAGCUCAGACUUAAAUAACACAUCUUGUGGCCUUCUGGUGGUUGAUGCUCUUUUUACUUUGUGAUUAUGUUACUUGAAUAAACAGCAACUCAGUUUAU
This is a messenger RNA of Clarias gariepinus (North African catfish), 2147 nucleotides long. It is a transcript of the gene wscd1b, whose product is annotated as WSC domain containing 1b. The coding region runs from base 257 to 1978 and encodes 573 amino acids. Gene Ontology annotation, molecular function: sulfotransferase activity. The record is from RefSeq and is a predicted model, not a curated record. The transcript has 9 exons. Lineage: Eukaryota; Metazoa; Chordata; Actinopteri; Siluriformes; Clariidae.